GAAGUCUAACUCUAACAUUCCGUUGAAAUAGAAUUUUAUAAACGUCUUAUCGGUGGACCUUAUUUUAGCAAAAGGAACCUAAGGGCUUUGACAAACUCGAGUUCCAAAAAUGGAUGAAGAGUGGAACCCAAGUUUUCGCCGGAAUGUGGCGAGAAGCAUAGGUAGGAGUUUUAGCAGUGCUGCCGGGAGUUGGCGGAUGGAAGAUGCAUUUUCCGGCGUUGGAGGUGGUAGUCACGACGGACGGAGCAGUCGUCACUCCAUAGAAGACGAAGAGGCCUUGCGAUGGGCUGCUUUGGAGAAGCUUCCCACUUACAGUCGACUACGAACCACCAUCUUCAAGUCUUACAUUCCGGCGGAUCAACAGGAAAUGCAUUCUGAUCAGAUGUUGAUGGAUGUACGAGAGCUCGAUCCAGUUACUCGACAGAAUUUCAUCGACAAGGUUUUUAUGCUCCCUGAAGAAGAUAAUGAAAGGUUCUUGAGGAAGUUCAGAGAUCGCGUUCACAAGGUUGGAAUCUCCCUUCCAACAGUAGAAGUUCGGUUUCAAAAAUUGUCAAUAGAAGCUGAUUGCCACGUCGGAAAUAGAGCACUUCCAACACUGCCGAAUUCUGCUAGAAAUAUUGUGGAAGCUUUUCUAGCUGCUAUCGGUAUCAAUUUAUCCAAGAAAGCUAAACUACGUAUUCUUAAAGAUGUGUCCGGAGUUAUAAAACCAUCAAGGAUGGCACUUGUGUUGGGUCCACCAUCAUCGGGUAAGACAACGCUUUUGUUAGCUCUAGCAGGAAGACUCGAUAAAAACCUAAAAGUUGAUGGAGAGAUAACAUACAAUGGACAUAAGCUCAAUGAAUUUGAACCACGAAGAACAGCAGCUUACAUUAGCCAAAACGAUAUUCAUGCUGGAGAAAUGACUGUGAAAGAAACAUUAGAUUUCUCAGCAAGAUGCCAAGGAGUUGGAUCUCGUUUAGAACUGCUAACGGAGCUCGCAAGAAGAGAAAAGGAAGCAGGUAUCACCCCAGAAGCUGAAGUAGAUCUUUACAUGAAGGCAACUGCCAUUGAAGCAGAUGAGAGUAGUUUGAUUACUUACUACACUCUAAGAAUAUUGGGCCUAGAUAUAUGCCGUGACACAUUAGUUGGAGAUCAAAUGAGACGGGGUAUCUCCGGAGGACAAAAGAAGCGUGUAACCACAGGUGAGAUGCUUGUGGGACCCGCAAAAACUUUGUUUAUGGACGAGAUAUCAACAGGUCUAGACAGUUCCACUACAUUUCAGAUAGUCAAGUGCUUGCAACAAAUUGUACACCUCACCGACUCAACAAUCUUCAUGUCCCUACUACAACCUGCCCCCGAGACAUUCGAUCUAUUCGAUGACAUCAUCCUACUAUCCGAGGGCCAGAUCGUGUAUCAGGGCCCACGGGAAAAUGUUCUCGAGUUCUUUGAGAGUUGUGGAUUCAUAUGUCCAGAGAGAAAGGGCAUUGCUGACUUCUUGCAAGAGGUUACAUCUAAGAAAGACCAACAACAAUAUUGGGCAGAUAAAAGAAAACCAUACAGAUAUAUACCAGUUAGUGAAUUUAAUGAAAAAUUCAAGUGUUUCCAUGUGGGGGAGAAGCUGAAAAGUGAGUUGUCAAUUCCAUACGACAAAAACGAAAGCCAUAAAGCUGCUUUAGUCUUCCAAAAAUACUUAGUCCCCAAAAUGGAGCUCCUUAAAGCCUCAUGGGAUAAAGAGUUGCUACUAAUGAAGAGAAACGCUUUCAUUUACAUUUUCAAGUCUAUACAAAUCGUGUUUGUAGCAUUUAUUGCCACAACUUUGUAUCUUAGGACCACAAUGCACCACAGAAACGAACAAGAUGGUGUGAUUUACGUAGGGGCACUUUUGAAUAGUCUGCUCAUCAACAUGUUUAAUGGGUUUGCUGAUCUGUCACUAAUCAUCAUGAGACUUCCAGUAAUUUACAAGCAAAGGGACCUCAUGUUCCACCCUUCAUGGGCUUUCACUCUUCCAGCUUUCUUGCUACGUAUUCCUAUAUCUAUAGUGGAGAGUAUUAUGUGGUGUGGGAUUUUAUACUUUGGUGUUGAUCUCGCCCCUGAUGCUGGCAGGUUCUUCAAGCAUCUUCUGUUGGUUUUCUUGAUCCAGAAUGUGGCAGCGGGGCUGUUUAGGCUAAUUGCUGGGGUUUGUAAGACAAUGAAUAUUUCUAACACAGGAGGAGCUGUUGUACUUUUACUUAUAUUUCUGUUGGGUGGUUUUAUACUUCCUAAAACCCGGAUUCCAAAUUGGUGGGAGUGGGCAUACUGGAUUUCACCUCUGUCUUAUGGCUUCAAAGCCUUUGCUAUAAACGAGUUUCGUGAUCCUCGGUGGACAAGCAAAAGGAGCUCAGACAAUUCAACCAACAUGGGGUACGCCGUGCUAAAUAACCUUGACAUCCCAACUAAAGAAAGCCAUUACUGGAUUGGUGCUGCUGCUCUUCUUGGUUUUGUGCUUCUGUUCAAUAUUCUUUUUACCAUUGCUCUCAUGUAUUUAGAAGCCCCUGGAAAGCCACAAGCAAUUAUCUCCAAGGAAGAAGCUGCAGCCAUGGAAGGUAGUCAGCAUACCAACCUAGAACCAAUAUCACAUCCUAGAGGCACUUCUGAUACUAAGAAGGGCAUGGUUCUUCAGUUUACUCCAUACGCCAUGUCAUUUGACAAUAUCAACUAUUUUGUUGAUAUGCCUCAUGAAAUGAGAGAAGAUGGGGUGACAGAAAAGAGAUUGCAAUUACUUUCUGAUGUAACUGGUGCAUUUAGGCCUGGAGUUUUAACUGCAUUGAUGGGAGUAAGUGGAGCUGGAAAAACUACAUUGAUGGACGUUUUAGCAGGAAGAAAAACAGGUGGUUAUAUCGAAGGAGACAUAAGAAUAUCAGGAUUCCCUAAAAAACAAGAAACAUUUGCAAGAAUCUCUGGAUAUUGUGAGCAAACGGAUAUCCAUUCUCCCACAAUCACUGUUCAAGAAUCUUUAAUCUACUCUGCUUUCCUCCGUCUCCCAAAACAAAUCAGCAAAGAAGACAAAACGAUUUUUGUGCGUGAAGUGAUGGAGCUAGUUGAACUAGACAAUAUCAAGGAUGCAAUAGUGGGACUUCCAGGAGUUAGUGGUUUGUCAACAGAACAGAGAAAGAGGUUAACAAUCGGAGUGGAGCUUGUUGCAAAUCCUUCAAUUAUUUUCAUGGAUGAACCAACUUCUGGACUUGAUGCAAGAGCAGCUGCCAUUGUUAUGAGAGCUGUAAGAAACACAGUGGACACAGGAAGAACAGUUGUUUGCACCAUUCAUCAGCCUAGUAUUGAUAUCUUUGAAUCCUUUGAUGAGUUGAUGCUACUGAAAAGAGGAGGAAAAGUUAUCUAUGCGGGAUCACUAGGAAGGCAUUCUCAAAACGUCAUUGACCACUUUGAGGAAGUUGAUGGGGUUCAAAAGAUCCCUGACAAAUACAAUCCAGCAACAUGGAUGUUGGAAGUCAGCUCUGGUGUUGCAGAAAUACGACUGGGCAUUGACUUUGCUGACCACUACAGUGCAUCGCCUUUACAACAGAGGAACAAGGCUAUGGUGAAGGAGUUGAGUGUACCUCCACUAGGUGUUGAAGAUCUUCACUUUGAAACACAAUAUGCUCAAUCUAUGUGGGGACAAUUCACGUCUUGUUUAUGGAAAAUGUGGCGGAGUUAUUGGAAAAAUCCCGAUUAUAACCUUGUUCGUUUCUUCUUCACUUUGCUUUGUGCACUCAUGGUUGGAACUGUAUUCUGGAAAGUUGGCAGCAAAAAGUCGAGCAGCAAUGAUCUCAGCACAACCAUUGGAGCGAUGUAUUCUGCUGUAUUUUUUAUUGGUGUAAGCAAUUGCCAAACGGUGCAGCCGGUUGUUGCCACAGAAAGAAUAGUUUUUUAUCGCGAAAGAGCUGCUGGGAUGUACUCUUCGUUACCAUACGCCAUGGCACAGGUGUUUGUGGAGAUACCAUAUGUAUUCCUUCAAACAACAUAUUACACUCUCAUAGUGUACGCCAUGGUGUCAUUCGAAUGGACAGCACCCAAAUUCUUCUGGUUUUUUUUCAUCAACUUCUUUUCGUUCCUUUAUUUUACAUACUAUGGAAUGAUGACUGUUUCCAUCACGCCAAACGAGCAAAUAGCAGCCAUAUUCGCAGCUGGUUUCUACCUACUUUUUAAUAUCUUCUCUGGGUUUUAUAUCCCACAACCCAAAAUUCCUAGAUGGUGGGUGUGGUACUACUGGAUUUGCCCCAUGGCGUGGACUGUGUACGGAUGCAUUGUUUCUCAGUAUCAUGAUUCAACUGACACAAUCAUGGUGCCUGGGAUGGAACAGGGCCCACUCCUCACAUCGUAUAUUAAAGACUACUAUGGUUUUGAAUUGGAUUUCAUGGGUCCUGUUGCUGCAGUUUUAAUUGGUUUUUGUGUGUUCUUCGCGUUCCUAUAUGCCACCUUCCUCAGGACUUUGAACUUCCAAAUGAGAUAGAAAGUACAAUAGAUUCUACUAUCAGUGUGUAAAUUAUUCUGUAAUUUACAAGUUUGAAUUGUAGCAAACCUACAACGGAUUCUAUGUGACACCCUGAAUGCGGGUUAAUGUUAAAGAUGGGUGACCAACUAUUAGAUUUGUUCAAAAUAGAUUAUGAACAUUAUUAUA
Molecule: messenger RNA, 4633 nt
Organism: Lactuca sativa (garden lettuce)
Lineage: Eukaryota; Viridiplantae; Streptophyta; Magnoliopsida; Asterales; Asteraceae
Product: ABC transporter G family member 35
Cellular component (GO): membrane
Molecular function (GO): ABC-type transporter activity; ATP hydrolysis activity; ATP binding
Source: RefSeq, a predicted model, not a curated record